UCUACAGUAUUAAUACUGUGCUGCUCUUUGGUUUCAAGAGUUUUGGUUUCUCUUGAAACCAAAACUGUCCCUUGUCUUCAUUACUUGCUGAGGACUUUAGGACAUCAUUAUGAGCAACUUUGGGCAAAUCUUGAAGGAGAUCGGGGAAUUUGGCUUCUUUCAGAAACGUCUGGUGGCUGCAUUAUGCAUCCCCAGCAUAUUUCUGGCGUUCGAUGUGAUCGGCCAGGUGUUUACAGGUAUGAACUUCCCACACCAGUGCAACACCAACUGGAUCUUGGAGCAGGGACCCAACCUGACUGAUGAAAGACAAAGAAACCUCACCAUACCCACUAACAGUGAGGGAAAGUUUGACAGCUGCAAAAUGUUCACACCUGUAAGUUUGGACCUGGAAACCAUUGAAAGGUACGGACUUAACGAAACAACGAGAUGCAUAAAUGGAUCAGAUUUUGAAAUGCCCAACCAUGCCUCCAGCAUUGUGACAGAGUUUAACCUUGUGUGCGACAGAAGCAGUUUCAUUGAGGCAUCUCAGUCUAUUUACAUGGCCGGUCUUCUGGUUGGAGCCUUUGUUCUGGGACAGAUGGCUGACAGGUUCGGCCGACGUUUUGUGGUCCUGCUGUCGCUCCUCAUCUUAUUUGUGUUUGGAGUAGGACUGAGUUUCUCACCCAACAUCUACGUUUACAUUGCUCUCAAAUUUGUUUGUGGCAUUUCAACAUCUGGAAUUGUUGCAAAUGCCUUUGUCAUUGGCGGAGAAUGGAGUGAUUCUUCAAAGUUUGCUCUCUGUACCAUCAUCUGCCAUGCAUUUUUUCCUCUGGGACUGAUGAUACUUUCUGGAGUUGCUUUUUUCAUCCGCAACUGGAGGAUCCUGCAGAUGGUGCUCUUCAGCCCUCUUAUUUUAGUACUGCUAAUCUUCUACUGGAUUCUUCCAGAGUCAGCUCGCUGGCUCAUUACACAGGGCAGGAAGGAGGAGGCCGUAACGGAAGUACGGAGAGCCGCUAAAGUGAACAAGAGGAAAGUGCCAGAGGAGCUGCUAGAGAAACUGGAUGGCAUGGGUGCGAACAAAAAGGGAACCAUGCUGGACAUCUUCAGGUUAUCAGAUUUGAGAAAACGGGCUCUCAUAAUGAGCACCGUCUGGUUUGCGACAAGUCUGAUGUACUAUGGGCUAAGUCUCAAUGUUGGCAACUUUGGUCUGGAUAUUUACCUCACACAGUUCAUCUUUGGCAUAGUGGAGGUUCCUGCUCGUGUAGGUAUUUUGCCACUGUUACAAUAUUUUGGAAGGAAAAUUUGCCAAGGAGGAGUCCUGUUGUUCGGAGGUGCUGCUUGCCUUGGCAUCCUUGUUAUACCAAAAGGUAACAACCUUGGCUUUGAAAUGUUCUAUUUAAAAAAAAAAACACAAUUAUCCUUCAUUUUUUUGCUACUAGGUUAUCUAAUGGUUGUGGUUAUAAAAAGUCCAGCCCUCAUUACAGAAAAGCAAUUUGUUUCCUCAUCAGAUCUUCCCGUUGUGAUCACAGUAAUAGCCGUUCUGGGCAAAUUUGCUGCCACUGCCAGUUUUGCUACAGUUUACGUUUAUACAGCAGAGCUAUACCCCACUAUUCUGAGGCAGAACGGCGUGGGUCUGAACUCCAUGUGUGCUCGAGUGGCAGGAAUCCUUGCUCCACUGAUCCGUCUCUUGGAUGUUUACCAUUAUACCAUCCCCAUGUUGAUUUAUGGCAUUGUCCCCAUCGUGGCUGGAGUUCUCUGUGUGCUGCUACCUGAAACUCGCAACGCCGAGCUGCAGGACCUUGCUGAAAACAAAAAAUCUUCUGAUGAAAUCACAGAGAAAGGAUCCUGUGCUCAAGAUAAUAAAGAAGAAAAGAGCACAAAAUUGUGAUUGUUUCGGAGGAUACUGACAUUAUGACUGAUAUUAUAGUUAUUUUUUUAUUGAGUUAACUGUAGAGUUCACCAUUUGAAUUACGUGUCACAUUUUAUUAGUUGUUACAAUUGAAAAUUUUUUGACAGUCCAAAGAUAAUGGGUCACAAAUAAAUUAAAGUACUUUUAGUACUUUUUUCCCCUUUUCUUUUUAAUGAUAUGUAAAUGUUAAUAUGCGUCUUUAACAGUCAUGUGUAUCAUAACAGAAAAGCAGUGACAAUAAAACAGAUUCUGUCUGACUGUGAUAUAUUUACAUCCUAAACAGGUCUACAUAUGUGCUUCCUUAUUAGAAUAUAUAUAUGUAUUGCAAACCAUUGAGAAGAGAUGGACCAAUUAUUUUUUCACUAACCAUUUAGUUGUUUAUUGUUACAAGAAGAAAACUGUCAUUGUGAGAUAUUAUGAUUGAUUAUGACACAUAUAACUGAUAUCUGAAAGCCCUAAAUACUAACAGUACCAUUUGAAUAGUUAAUUUUUCUAUUUGAAUAGGUUUUUCCAAGUUGAUUCCAUGAGAGAAUAAGAUAUCAAUGUAAUUAUAUGUGGACAUGUGAUUGAAUGCAAUCAUUGUGUGCUGUUUAUUUAUUUGCAUCACUGAAUUGAACUAUUAUUCAGAAGAGACCUGUUUUAUAAUAACUUAUAUUGAUCUUAUAAUGAAAGGUGGAUUUGCAAGAUUGCCACUGUAUACAGUCAAAAACAACCAAAAGGCAAAUGUAUUUUUUUCACCCGUAAUUGUAUUAUCAAUAUAAAAAAACAAAAAAAACAAAACAAAAAAAAAAAACACUGGUACAACCUCCCUGACACUCAUACUGGCUGAUGGUUCCUUUUAGUGACUCUGACCACAGAAAUAAAAUUAGAAAACAUGCAAUGAAAGCAUUCUUUGUGGAAAUCGUGAACAAAAAUAUUAAUAAUGCUCAAGCUUUACUUGCAUCAGUUGACAAGUCCACAAACCCUCCUGUGAUUGAACCAUAUGAACUUCACUAAAGGGUCGGCAAUGAAGUUCACAUGUUAUGGCAAAGAAAAUUUAAAAUAAAUUACAGGUUUAAUCUGCACAUCCAUUAGUAAACCAAACACAUGCAGAAUAAAUGACCCAAUUCCAACAACUCAACUAUAAAAGCUUAGAAGAACUUAUGAGUCAAUUAAAGUCAAGUUCCAUAAUUCAGCAACAUGAUUGUUUCUGGCUGUGUCUGCUGUUUUGGCAAAGAAAUGUCUUAGUUGCUGUUUCUUAAUGACAAGAGAAUCUUCAUGCUUCCUAGCUAAUUUUCUGCUAAAUUAAACUUUUAUUACUGGCACAGAGAGUUGGCGGCACAGUAUUAUACAUGUAUUAUUAACAGAUUAAAUGAUGCUUGUUUAUUAAGCUUGUUUGUCACUUUAAAAACAUGCUUUUCAUUGAGCACACAUUUCUGUCUUUAAAAUGUUAACUGGUCUGAUAAUGCUC
Molecule: messenger RNA, 3338 nt
Organism: Poeciliopsis prolifica (blackstripe livebearer)
Lineage: Eukaryota; Metazoa; Chordata; Actinopteri; Cyprinodontiformes; Poeciliidae
Product: solute carrier family 22 member 13-like
Exons: 9
Coding region: 110-1867 (585 amino acids)
Biological process (GO): transmembrane transport
Cellular component (GO): membrane
Molecular function (GO): transmembrane transporter activity
Source: RefSeq, a predicted model, not a curated record